This is a messenger RNA of Cladophialophora psammophila CBS 110553, 1551 nucleotides long. RefSeq lists its product as uncharacterized. Gene Ontology annotation, molecular function: transmembrane transporter activity. The transcript has a single exon. Gene Ontology annotation, biological process: transmembrane transport. Lineage: Eukaryota; Fungi; Ascomycota; Eurotiomycetes; Chaetothyriales; Herpotrichiellaceae. The coding region runs from base 1 to 1551 and encodes 516 amino acids. The record is from RefSeq and is a predicted model, not a curated record.
AUGGUCAACUUCAGCUCCGUUUUCGAGCGCAUCAAGCGUCUCGAUGUCCAAUACAACAAGCCAACUAAAGAGAUCCGGGGACGAGACACCAUCCUCCCCAUCACUCUUACUUCCAUCUUCAUCUUCUUCAUGUGGGGCCUCGCCUAUGGCUUGCUCGACAUCAUGAACUACCACGUCAAGGUAGCCAUGGGCAUCGGCAGGCAAAAGGCCGCCAUCUUGGCUGCCGGGUACUAUAGUGCCUACAUCCCUGGUGCACUUUUGAUCGGUGGCCCCCUGGUGAAGAAGGGAGGCUAUCGAAUUGCCAUGACGACGGGUCUGGGUGUUCUUGCACUGGGCAACGAGUUCAUGUCUAUCGGCGCAAGUCGUUGCAGUCUUGCGGGCAUGGUGGCUGCUCACUUCGUCAUCGGCUUGGGUGUUUCGACCUUGGAGCGUUCGGCGAAUCCUUAUGCUGUCAACUGUGGUCCACGCAGGCAAGCCGCUCUGCGAAUCUUGAUGGCGCAAGCCUGGGCCGGUAUCGGCACCGUCGUGGCUCCAUUCCUGGCCAACGCGUUCGUCUUCAAUCCCGACACCUCUACAGCACGCCCAGACCCCGACCCACUUCACCCCGGUAGAUGCCAGAUGCCCACGAUGAAGACCGCUUCCUGCUCUAACUUGGGCACCGUAAUCACGUUUUACCGUGCUCUGGGCGCCUGCGUCUUCGCGCUGAUGAUCUUCGUGGCAGUCCUCUUCUUCCGCACCAGCUGGUUUCCUGAGGUCGAAGUUCCCAUCUCCGCACAAGUGGACUGUGGAUGGAAGAAGUGGAAGCACCCGCUGGUCUCCAGGCGCUUUGCUCGCAUCUGGUGGGGUGUCGCAGCGAACUUCGUCAAUCUCGGCUGCCAGGUGACUUUUGCCCAAUUCUUCAUUGAGCAUAUGAAGGUCAACGCCUGCGCCAGUGACAGAUGGGCGGCGUACUACAUGUCCCUUGCGCAGACCGCAUUUGUGAUCGGUCGCUUUGCUGCCGCAGGGCUAGUCACCAUGCCGAGGAUCUUCAAGCCCCGGUACGUCCUGAUGUGCUUCAUGGCCGGCGCAGUCGCGACCACUGCCGCCGGAACAGAAAUCACAGCUACGGCAGCCAUUGCGGUAGCCAUCAUGGUCAUGUUCUUCGAGGCACCUUCGUUCCCGAUGAUUUUCGAAAGCGCCACGGCCAGUUUCGAAGAGUGGACUCCGACCUGCGAGACCAUGAUGAUUGUCAGUAUUUCGGGCGGUGCGUUGCAGCCCGCCUUGAUGGGCCAACUCGUGGAAUCCGUGCGCAUCUCCCACGCUUGGUGGUUGACUGCGUCGUGCUUUUUGCUUGUGUUUACGUACCCGGUCGCGACCAAUUUGAUCCCGUCAUUCAGAAGGGCCCUGGACAAGGCAGAGAUUGGCCCCGACGCAGUCGACCAAGUGGGUGCGGACGAAGAGAACGGCCUCCAGAGAUCGUCGACCUCCAAGGAACACUUCGCCGUCAGGAUCGUCGAGAAGGUCACUUUCAGGAGGAAGAAGUCAGACGAGACCGGCUCCACUACUCCCUAG